AUGUACCAGCUUGUGUCAGGGGCUGCCAAUCCCCGCAGUACGAGGGUCGCUCGCCCCCCGGCGCUACGUGACAGGCAGAAGUUGGCAGAAGAGCCAAACAGCGGGGGUCUCGGCGACCGGAUGGAGGAACGGUGGACUGUAGUAGCUGACUGUGAUUGGCUGUCGGUAAUUCAGCCGGAUCACCCACCACUCGCCGCCGAGCUGAGCUCGCGGGUGGCGGCGCGAGCGUCCCGCCUGAUGCAGGACAGCGGCGACCCGCGGCUGGGCUUCCCCAGCAUGCAGGAGCUGGCCGCCAUCAAGAAGGUCGCCGAGACCCUCAUCAUGCUCGGACAAGAGGUGAUUCCCUCGAUCAUCGGCGAAAUACCCAUCGGUGUCAUAGGCGCCAGCCCUUCGCCUGUAGAAGUACCAAAUGAUCCCGUUGGUAAUAACUAAUUAUAAUUGUUAUCAUAUUACCAUUAUAUUUAAAAAAAUGUAUAUUAAUAAACGGUGUAAGUUAUAUGGUUAAGGAAGCGACUUUCGUACAAAAUAAAAUAUAUGCAAUAAUCA
Messenger RNA from Bicyclus anynana (squinting bush brown), 546 nucleotides. RefSeq lists its product as uncharacterized. The coding region runs from base 1 to 432 and encodes 143 amino acids. The transcript has 5 exons. The record is from RefSeq and is a predicted model, not a curated record. Lineage: Eukaryota; Metazoa; Arthropoda; Insecta; Lepidoptera; Nymphalidae.